Messenger RNA from Penicillium pulvis, 4380 nucleotides. Its product is annotated as putative membrane-tethered transcription factor (SPT23). The transcript is spliced from 2 exons. The coding region runs from base 388 to 4380 and encodes 1330 amino acids. NCBI's taxonomy places the organism in Eukaryota, Fungi, Ascomycota, Eurotiomycetes, Eurotiales, Aspergillaceae. The record is from RefSeq and is a predicted model, not a curated record. Gene Ontology annotation, molecular function: protein binding.
CAAUAACAAAGUGAUUGUUCUUAUUCGCCCCUCGCACGUUCCGUUUCUGCCGGUCUGGAUCCGCGUUCACACUUUUCCCGCUCUCCUUUCUCGACUCCACACAGGCAGUCGCUUUCUUUACCCCAGCAACUUUACUCAUCCCAACCGUUUUUUCGACUUUUUACACUCUUGUUCCAGGAGCCAUGGUCAUUGACGACCGGUCCUGGUACACUGCGUGAAAGUCUCUACAGAUACUACAUCCUAACUCGUUUCCUCCGGAGCCCCGUCUUUCCCCGAUCGCUAUCCCACCACCCACGCGACAAUCGCAACAUCCAAAUUCAAGACGACUGGAGGGUGGUCGCAGUAAACAUCUGUCGAUUUACAAACUAAGGAAAGGGCAAACGAACUAUGGGACCAUCAGACGCACCCUCCUCGCCGACGUUCCCUGCCCUGGAUCCUAUCAUAAUGGACGAUGAGAUGGAAUCUACAUUCCGCAACGCCAAUAUGGAUUUCCUUGACCCAACGAAACUUGAGAUUCCCUCGGGGUCUGCUGGAGGAGAUUUUGAUGAUCUAUUCGCCCAUGUCACCCACAGUCGCUCCAAUGCCGUCCCGGAGUCGUCCAAGGCUUAUCAAGACCAACACCCCCUGAGACAACCACCGUUGAUGGCAGCGGAGUCACCAGCAGAGUCGCCAGACAAUUCGAGCCGCAGCUCUUCCUCGGAAUCCCCACGCAAUCAUCACCGCCAUGCUUCGGUCGCUUCAACAAACUCCGCCGCACAUAGCGAAAAUCCGUUGACCUCCGCCGGUUUCUCAACAGAAGAUUGGAUGCGUCCUGAACUGUCGUCUGUGAAGGAAGAGUCGCCAUUUACAAUUGAACCGUCUUAUCCCAUGGACGGGUUUUCCAUGGACCCUGAUUUGGAGUCGAGCAACAAGGCUAUGGAUGCAGCCUUCGAUUUUGAAAGCGCUGCGAGCAGCCCCAGCCCACUGAAAACCGAAAAUCCGCCGCAACCAAAUCCCCCAAACGCAUCCCAAUCACAAUUCUGGAGUCCUGCGACAGCUCCCGCUGUAGCGCCAUCGAACGAGGCUCCCGUCGCAAGCAGAUCAUCGCAGGCCCCGGCUCCCGGAUCACCCUUCUUCCCUUUUGGUCUCAAAGAACAGUCUCCAUUCUCGGGCACAUUUCGUAAUGAUUCAGAGAGAUUGGCUGCUCCACAAUGGGGCACCCAGUCUCCGUCAUCGCUGUUGGAAGAAAGCUUCGGCGGCAUUAACAUGAACGGGCAGUCACCUCUACACCAAGCAAUGUCGCCCAGCAUAAACUUCGGCUCGCCUGCUGCAUACCCAUUUCCCGUCAAUUUCGGCUCGUCGCCGGCUCAGCCGGUGGAUACUACUAAUUCCGUCCAGCCCGUUCUCACGGUUCAUCCGACCUCCCUCAAAUCGCGUGUUGAAACUCAAAUUCCGAUCCGAUUAACUCUAUCCCCGCUGCCGGCCAGCGUGAAGAAACUGCGCCUCCCUUCUCACACCAUCUCCAAACUCAAAUUCCUUGCCUCCGCUGCUACCGAACCCUCGCCCGACACUCUGCAACUAUAUACAAGUCUCGUAUGCACUAGUGCAAUGCAAGAUCGUGAAAAAUUAAAACGAGCUUUUGCACGCACAAGGGGUGAAAGAUACCAAAGCGGAAACGGUUCGAAAGAAGACCAGCCUUUGGAAGGUGGAGACGUGGUGAUCUGCGGAGGGUGUAUACAACGAGAACGGAAACGUGCUUCUCGAAAGAAGCAACGGAAGCCUGAAGAGGAUGAGCUGUUCCAAAAGGACGAGGAAAAGAGGGUCAUUGUCUUCAACACAAGUGAGAUCAAGGAAUGGACCGAGCCGCCUAAGAACACUUCAACUGGCUAUGACAUGCCACCCGCUCCCCCGGGAUCGAUGCAAGUAGAACUUCCGAUGCGAAUCGCCUGUUACUGUCGGCACCAGAAUGAGAAGCUUGGGUUCCAGGUUAUCUUUACCAUUAAGGAUCACUUGAACAACGUCGUUUCUCAGGCAAUUACCAAUUCGAUAAUGAUCACAGAUGAUCACAAGACCCAAGCUCCUGCCGCCCCAGUACCAACAGGCCCUUCGCCUUCGUUGCCAGAUGGAACUCAGUUGCCUGGCGUUGGUGUGUUCUCUUCGGGGUCGAAUCCGGACAGCGGCAAAGGUGCGAAUAAUGCGUUUGCAUCCCCUCAGUCGCCUACGGAUCUCCAGGGUCUUCAACAAAGGUUCAAUUCGCAGUACCAGCUUACACCAAGCUCUUUUGCUGCUGUUCAAGGCUCGGCUAAUAGCACGUCUGCGCCUUCACACCAUUCCCGCAGCCUGUCUCGGCAGGCAUCGCCAACUGAUUUCCCUGGCCCACAAUCCAAACGACGCAAGCACAGCAGUUCUGGGAGACUACCAUCAGAAUUGACCAUGACAAGGAUGGAGACACCGCAAUCAUCAUCAGCCGCAAUGAACGCUGCACAGCUCGCUGCUGCUCGCGGAUAUGCUUCUCCGACAGAACGGCCGUUUGUGACACCUUCAUCCAUGAACGGGCAGUACGGAAAUGGACCACCGACUCCCAACCAAAGCAAUGACAACAAUCCCUUCUUCAAUCCUACCCCAGCUCAACGACAGAGCUUGGAUAGCUUGGCGCAUCAGCCUCUGGGGUCCGCACCGAACUCUGCUCAGCCUAGCCGGCCAGGAACACCCGGUACUUCCGGUCGCAACGGUUUCCAAGAUCCUAAUCUUGCGCUCGCUCUUGGUACCAACUCUGCAAGCCAAAUAUGGCCUCCCCUUGCUGCCACGCCCAGCCGUCUUCCUUCAGUUAUCCAUAAGCUGGUCCCAGCGGAGGGGUCAAUUAUUGGAGGUACAGAGGUCACAUUAUUAGGUAGCGGCUUCUAUCCCGGUAUGGAGGUUGUCUUCGGUGAUACGCUUGCGACAACUACGACAUUCUGGGGAGACAAGUGCCUCAACUGUCUGACUCCACCAGCGCUCCAGCCUGGUCUAGUGUCGGUCAUGUUCAAACAUGAACACCCGACUUUUGGCCAAGUACAGCAACCCCAGCCUCUCAUGCCCAAGCAGCAACUCUUCUUCAGAUACGUGGAUGAUCGUGAGCUUCAGAUGUACCGUUUAGCUCUCAAUAUCCUUGGUCAGAAGUUGGGCAGCCAGGCGGACGCAUUCCAAACAGCUCAGCAGAUCAUGGGGAGCGAUCCGAAUGCAUUUUUGAACAUGCAAAAAGACAUGCAGGGCGGUUCCUCCGGUGGUCAUCAGCGGCAAGUACCAGGAAUGGAGGCUCAGGGCAAGCUCAGCGAUCUUGACUCUAAGAUGCUGACCUAUCUUGAGUUCAUCGAUCUUGAUGACAGCCCGCGGCCGCCUCGCUUCAACUCUCGCAGCUUGACCGGACAGACUCUCCUGCACUUUGCGGCUUCUAUGGGAUUGACUCGGUUUGUUGCGGGAUUGUUGGCUCGCGGUGCCAAUCCCGAUGUGCAGGACAACACCGGCAAUGCACCAAUGCAUCUGGCUGCUCUUCACAGCCAUGCCCACAUUGUUCAUCGACUCCGUCUGGCUGGUGCCAACGCUAAUGCUCGGAGCGUGCGUGGCUUCACUCCUGCUGACCUGGCUACAUCGUUGCCUACACACCAGGCUGCUCUGUUGCCUUCUCGUCAUUACCGUUCUCGCAGCGCAGGGUCUCUUACUUCACGCCGCAGGCACAGCAGCUCUGCUUCGCUCAGUUCCCUUUGGGAGGCGUCAUCCGCUUCUGGGUCCCUCGGCCACGCGGUUGACGACUCGGAAGAGCUGGAAGACAGUGAAGACUUUGACAGCGAGGAUUCUGAUGAAAUGCCUCUCCAUUUCAGCGCCUCUCGACGAUCGAGUAUGCACCAAGAUGUCGCUCCCCCAAUUGUGGACGGUGGUGAGCAAGUGGUGGGCCAUGCUGAUACCCCAGGCUUCUCUCCGCCCGCGGCAGUCGUCGCAUGGCGAAAUCAGCUGGCUGCACAAAUCAAUCACUUCCAGCAGAGUAUGGCUAAUGCUUUCCCCAAUAUCCCUGCUUUGCCACCAAUGCCUGCUCUGCCUCCACUGCCCGCUUUACCGGACUAUCAGGCCAAUCAGAUGAUGCGCCGCAUCACUAACCUUGUGCCUCAUCGUCCAGUGGCUGAUGGUUGGUGGGAUUACUUGAAGGGCAACACUGCCCAAACCCAUACACAGCCGCCUUCCUACGAUGAACUAUAUCCGCACCAGCAGGCUCGUGUGGACGAGGCUGAGAUGAAGAAAACAUCUCUGCUACGUGCAGCGACAGAGGCUGCAUUAGAUGAACACUUCGAAGCUCAGAACACUGUUGUUGCCUCCACAUCUGCGGCUGCCGCCUCUACCCCCCGAACGCCCACGAUCGGCGAAGGAUGA